AUGCCCAAGCGUCCGUCGCCAGCAAUACUAACGCAACGCAGAUACCGCUUCGAAAUUCCUCACAAGUUUGGCCUCCCCGUGGGACAGCACGUCUCUAUGCGCGCGAUGAUUCGGGGCAAAUACGUCAUGCGCUCUUACACGCCCAUAUCGGACAAUGACGCGACUGGCUAUGUCGAUUUCUUGGUGAAGACGUAUGAAGCUGGAAAUCUAUCGCGUGUGUUUAAUAACUUGAAGAUCGGCGACACUAUGCAGAUGAAGGGGCCAAAGGGUCGAUUCAAGUACCUUCCCAACAUGACGGAGCGGAUCGGCAUGGUCGCGGGUGGUACGGGUAUUACUCCGUGUCUGCAGAUUCUUCGGUCUGCGUUGGCCGACCCAACUGAUAAAACGGAAUUUAAGCUUAUUUAUGCUAAUGUAUCUGAAGACGAGAUUCUCAUGCGUAAAGAACUCGAGUCGCUUCAGCGCAAGAACCCACUACGCUUUUCCGUGUAUUACUUCUUGAAUGUGGCCCCGCCCAACUGGCAAGGCGGCGUUGGCUUUGUGACGAAAGAAGCGAUGGCCGAUUUUCUCCCUGCAGCCUCGUCUGACUGUCGGAUUCUCAUGUGCGGUCCACCGCCCAUGAUGAACGUGAUGAAAAAGCAUCUCGUUGAGCUGAACUACCCAGCUACGGGUGACAUUAGCCAUGGUGACGACAAGGUGUUUGUAUUUUAA
This is a messenger RNA of Malassezia globosa CBS 7966, 708 nucleotides long. RefSeq lists its product as uncharacterized. Gene Ontology annotation, molecular function: oxidoreductase activity. The transcript has a single exon. The record is from RefSeq and is a predicted model, not a curated record. Bases 1 to 708 code for a protein of 235 amino acids. NCBI's taxonomy places the organism in Eukaryota, Fungi, Basidiomycota, Malasseziomycetes, Malasseziales, Malasseziaceae.